AAAAAAAGUACACAGCGCCUAUUUAUCUUCAUCGUCGCUCCCGGUAGGUAGCCACCAUCGUCGCCGUCGCUCAGCGCCUAUUGCAACUUUUGAAGAUGGCUGCAAGCUUUGCUUCCAGAUGUUCUCGUGUUCUCUGUUUCAUGUGUUGAAAAACCGAACUAGUGGGCCGUUCUCUGUUUGGUGGAUUAAACAACAGUUCCCCUGGUCUAUUUACCAUGUCGCAUGAGAUGACAUGCAGCAAUUAUUUUUCUCAGCAACAAAGGACCUUCAUACAGAUGAGGACUGUUCUGAAGGUUGUGGACAAUUCCGGGGCUAAAAAGGUGAUGUGCAUACACGCGUUGUCAGGAAAGAGAGGAGCAAGAUUAGGUGACAUGAUAAAAGCAUCGGUGAAAGAAGCACAUCCUAAUGGAAAAGUGAAGAAGGGAGCGACUGUAUUUGCCGUAGUUGUUCGUGCAGCAAUGCCAAAGGGGAGGUGUGAUGGCAGUGAGGUCAAGUUUGAUGACAAUGCUGUUGUGCUUGUUGACAAACAAGGGCAGCCUAUUGGGACCAGAGUUUUCGGACCAGUUCCUCAUGAGUUGAGGCAGAAGAAGCAUGUCAAGAUCCUUACCUUAGCUGGCCAUAUUGCAUAGUAGACAUCCUCAACUUUUAUUGUGGAAUCUAAUAUCACACCUUACCAUUCAUAUAAUUUGAAUCUUUUGACAUGAAGUGUAAGGUUAGUAUUUAAUCCAUCGAAUCAUGAGGAGACACAGAAAAGAUUGUACUCAAAUAAUGAGCAGUUUUGGUUUCUAGCCUAACAUUAUUUUAGAGGUAAGAUAUUCAUGUGUGCUUCAUAUGCAACAGUUUUUGAAUGAUUUUUCCUUUUGAUUUCUA
Molecule: messenger RNA, 870 nt
Organism: Trifolium pratense (red clover)
Lineage: Eukaryota; Viridiplantae; Streptophyta; Magnoliopsida; Fabales; Fabaceae
Product: 50S ribosomal protein HLP, mitochondrial
Exons: 3
Coding region: 216-629 (137 amino acids)
Biological process (GO): translation
Cellular component (GO): mitochondrial large ribosomal subunit; ribosome
Molecular function (GO): structural constituent of ribosome; large ribosomal subunit rRNA binding
Source: RefSeq, a predicted model, not a curated record